AUGGCCGGUCGUUUUGUGCGCGCGUCGAAAUAUCGACAUGUCUUUGGUAAAUCAUCGAAGAAGGAGGCAUGUUACGAUAACUUACAUAUCAGUCGCAAUGCAUGGGAUACCAAUUUAAUCAAGGCCAAUCCUGAAUAUCUUUCGGUCAAUUGGGAAGCUAGUGGUGGAGGCGCAUUCGCUGUUAUUCCUUUGAAUGAGAAAGGACGUCUGCCAGAACAAAUCCCAUUGUUUCGAGGUCACACUGGUCCUGUCCUUGAUACAGAUUGGAAUCCUUUCAACGAUCGCAUAAUCGCUUCUGGAUCUGAUGAUGGAAAGGUGUUUAUAUGGGAGGUUCCUCAGGGUUUUUCCCUCUAUCAGGAUUCUGAAGAACCUGUCGAUGUUGCGCCUGUCAGCAAAUUGGCAGGUCAUUCUAGGAAAGUCGGACAAGUUCUCUUCAACCCCGCCGCGAACAACAUUCUCGCAUCCGCGUCUGGCGAUUACACGAUCAAGCUAUGGGAUGUAGGCACUGGGAAGGCAGCUUUGACAUUGAAGCACGGAGAUAUUGUACAAAGUUUGUCAUGGAGCGCAAAUGGAGCUCUUAUGGCUACCACCUCUCGUGACAAGAAGUUACGUAUCUGGGAUACUCGACAAGAAAGACCGGCACAUGAAGGUCCUGGACAUACCGGCGCAAAAAACAGCAGAGUUGUAUGGAUGGGAGAACACAACCGUGUGGCUACUACCGGAUUCUCCAAGAUGAGUGAUCGUCAAAUGGCUUUGUGGGAUGUUGGUAAUGCUAAACAGCCAAUUGGCGGGUUCACCGUUUUGGACUCUAUCUCGGGUGUUUGCAUGCCAUUCUGGGAUGAUGGAACACAAUGUUUGUAUUUGGCAGGCAAAGGUGAUGGCAACAUUCGAUACUAUGAAUAUGAAAAUGACAAGUUCGAAUUCUUGUCCGAAUACAAGUCUAGUGAUCAACAACGUGGUCUCGCAUUCCUUCCAAGACGUGGUAUUAACGUUCACGAGAACGAAGUUAUGAAGGCAUUCAAAACCGUCAAUGACCAAUAUGUUGAACCUAUCUCCUUCACAGUUCCCAGAAGAGCCGAAGUCUUCCAAUCUGAUAUUUAUCCACCUGCUAUUGGUUUGAAACCUGCGGUGACUGCCGAGGAAUGGCUCGCUGGUAAAGAUGGAAUUCCUGCCAAGAUCGAUUUGGAGAGUGUAUAUGAAGGAAAUGCCCCAGUUGAAGUGCCAGCUGAUUAUAGACCACCUACCGCUGCACCGGCACCGAACCCAGCCCCAACAAAGACAGCACCACCUAAGGCAGAGCCUGAACCAGCUCCAACGGUACAAAGAGCAGCUCCACCAAGCAUGUCGGAGCAAAAGGGUUCCAUUUCUGCUAUGGCCUCUAAGUUUCAAGAUGACGAUGAGGAUGACGCGGAUGAUAAUUCUAGCUUUGAGGAGAUUCAAAAGCCAAUUCAAAAAUCAAUUCCAGCUGCAGCAAAGGUAGAACCAGUUAACGUCACUUCAACCAAAACUGCACCACCAAAGCCAUCUCCUGUAUCUCAAGCAGCACCAACAUCAUUCCAACCCGCAGCAAGGCCUACUCCAGCCGCCAUCCCUACCUCUUCUGGACCUAUUUCCGGCGUUGGUGCUCCUCAACUAUCUCCAACUGCAGUUGGCGUCGAAGAUUCCCUAGAAGAAAUCAAGAAACUUUUGGAAGCUCAAACCAAAACUAUCACGGCACAAACGGAGAAGAUUGGUCUAUUGACUCAAGAGGUUGAUACAUUGAAGAUGAGAGUUGGUCCUGGUGAUCAGAGUGAAAGAAUUAGACAAUUGGAGCUGGAGUUGGAGGCUGCUAAGUCUUAA
Sclerotinia sclerotiorum 1980 UF-70 is the source of this 1839-nucleotide messenger RNA. RefSeq lists its product as hypothetical. The coding region runs from base 1 to 1839 and encodes 612 amino acids. Gene Ontology annotation, molecular function: actin filament binding. Gene Ontology annotation, biological process: actin filament organization. The transcript has 8 exons. The record is from RefSeq and is a predicted model, not a curated record. Lineage: Eukaryota; Fungi; Ascomycota; Leotiomycetes; Helotiales; Sclerotiniaceae.